Chenopodium quinoa (quinoa) is the source of this 850-nucleotide messenger RNA. RefSeq names its product pathogenesis-related protein STH-21-like. The transcript has 2 exons. The record is from RefSeq and is a predicted model, not a curated record. Gene Ontology annotation, cellular component: cytoplasm; nucleus. Gene Ontology annotation, biological process: abscisic acid-activated signaling pathway; defense response. The coding region runs from base 98 to 583 and encodes 161 amino acids. Gene Ontology annotation, molecular function: protein phosphatase inhibitor activity; signaling receptor activity; abscisic acid binding. NCBI's taxonomy places the organism in Eukaryota, Viridiplantae, Streptophyta, Magnoliopsida, Caryophyllales, Amaranthaceae.
UCAUUCUUUGCAUAUCCAAUUCACUUGAUCACCUUCAAUUCCUACUAAAAAAUAUAUCAUUUCUUAGCUUUAUUGCUCCUUAGUAAUCACAAUAAUCAUGGGUGUUUUCACAUACACAUUGGCUGACAUCACUAGCCCUGUCGCCGCGUCCCGGUUGUUCCAAGCUCUAGCCCUUGACAACCAUAACUUUGUUCCUAAGACUUUCCCUCAGUUUGCUAAAUCUGUUGAGUUUAUUGAAGGUGACUCUACCACUGUUGGAAGCAUCAAGAAGAUCAACUUCCCUGAUGAGGCUCCAUUCAAAUAUGUGAAAAACAGAGUUGAUGAGAUUGAUGCCAACAACUUCUACCUUAAGUACACUUGCAUUGAAGGAGAUGUGUUUCCUGAUACAGUGGAGUACGCUGUGUAUGAAGACAAGUACGAGGUGACCGAAGCCGGAACCCGGUGCAAGAUGGUAGCACACUAUCACAUGAAGGGAGACAGUGUGAUGAAGGAAGAGGAUCUUGAAAAGGCCAAAGAAGGAAUUCAGAAGGUGUUUAAGGCUGUUGAAGAGCACCUCAUUGCCAACCCUCAAGUCUAUGCUUGAUUGAACUAUUUAGUUGAUCAUCCAAAGCUUUAUGAGAAAAUUUGACUUAAAACUUGGGAUGAUAUAAUUGAGGAUAUGUAAUGUGUGGUGUGGUGUGUUUAUUUAUAUAUUUUUUUUCCUUCGUUUAUUUUGAUGAGUUUGGGAAAAAAAAUUAAUAAUAAUAAUGUGUGACAGUGUGAAACAUGUAUGUACUUGCUAAGAAAUGCACUAUGAAUUUGUAAGAGAUUUUACAUUUUUAAUAUAUGAGUAACAAUUUUCUAUGAUUAA